AUGGCUACUACCCAAAAUGCAAAGAUCCCUCAGGCCAAGAGGAUGUUCGAUGGUGCGACGCACAAGUUGGAUGUAUGGACUAUCUUCACCCCAGCAAACGUCCCUCCAGAUGCUAUCAACUUAGGACAAGGAUUCAUGAAUUGGUCACCCCCUGAUUGGAUCACCAAAGCCCACCACGACGUAUUAGAUGAGAAUGUCAUGGCUCACCAUUACUCCCAUCCAAGAGGUAGACCAAGAUUGCUCAACGCCAUUUCUAAAUUCUAUUCACCUCAAUUCACUAAUCUCGGUGGAAGGGAGUUGAAGCAUGAGGAAAUUUUGGUAUCAGCUGGUGCUAAUGGAGGUAUGUUCGCAGCCCUCACAGCACACUGUGAACCAGGAGAAGAAGUGAUCUGUAUCGAACCAUACUUCGAUCAAUAUUACGCCUCUAUCCAUUUCCAAGGUGCCAAACCUGUAUUCGUACCCCUUCACCCACCUACAGGAGAAGGUGUCAAAGACGGUUCAGAAUGGACUUUGAACAUUGAUGAGUUCAGAGCGGCUUUCACCCCUAAAACAAAAGCGGUCAUCAUCAACACACCUCAUAAUCCAGUUGGAAAAGUUUUCACCCAGAAGGAAUUAGAGGAUAUCGCCCAAGUGUGUAUAGAGAAGAAUGUCUUGGUCAUUGCCGAUGAAGUUUACGAUUGUAUGGUUUACGAUGGAAAGAAACAUGUCAGGAUUGCUACUCUUCCUGGGAUGUGGGAGAGGACCUUGACUGUUGGUUCGGGUGGUAAAUCGUUCGCUUGUACUGGUUGGCGAAUUGGAUGGUUGAUCGGUCCCGCUCAGCUCACUUCAGCAUGUCUUGCCGCCCACUCCCGAAUCGUAUUCUCUACCAACUCGCCCAUGCAAGAAGCCGUCGCUAUAGGUUUAGAGCAAGCCAAAGAAAGACAUUUCUUCGAAGAUCAAUUGAAAGCUUACGAGGAGAGAAGGGAUAUCUUGACAUCUUACUUUGAUCAAGUCGGAUUACCUUACACCAUGCCUGAAGGAUCGUAUUUCCUCUUGGUGGAUAUAAGUAAAGUGAAAGUACCUGAGGAUUACCCCAUACCUGAGACUUGUCAGGGUAGAGGUAAAGAUUUCAAGUUCUGUUGGUGGAUUGCUCAGGAGUUGAAAGUUGUUGGAAUACCUCCUUCUGAAUUCUACUGCGAUGAACACGUUGAGAUCGGUGAACGAUUCGCUCGAUUCGCUUUCUGUAAAGAUCCAGAACUUCUCCAUGCUGCAGGAAAGAGACUUCUCAGGUUGAAAGAGUUCAUCUAA
This is a messenger RNA of Kwoniella botswanensis, 1287 nucleotides long. RefSeq lists its product as uncharacterized. Gene Ontology annotation, molecular function: pyridoxal phosphate binding; L-kynurenine:2-oxoglutarate transaminase activity. Gene Ontology annotation, cellular component: cytoplasm; mitochondrion. The coding region runs from base 1 to 1287 and encodes 428 amino acids. The record is from RefSeq and is a predicted model, not a curated record. Lineage: Eukaryota; Fungi; Basidiomycota; Tremellomycetes; Tremellales; Cryptococcaceae. Gene Ontology annotation, biological process: biosynthetic process. The transcript is spliced from 7 exons.